This is a messenger RNA of Neopsephotus bourkii (Bourke's parrot), 3657 nucleotides long. RefSeq names its product AFG3 like matrix AAA peptidase subunit 2 (gene AFG3L2). The transcript is spliced from 17 exons. The record is from RefSeq and is a predicted model, not a curated record. Gene Ontology annotation, biological process: mitochondrial protein processing; protein-containing complex assembly. Lineage: Eukaryota; Metazoa; Chordata; Aves; Psittaciformes; Psittacidae. The coding region runs from base 545 to 2881 and encodes 778 amino acids. Gene Ontology annotation, molecular function: metalloendopeptidase activity; ATP hydrolysis activity; ATP binding. Gene Ontology annotation, cellular component: m-AAA complex; membrane.
GCCUAAGAAUUAGCUCAGUCUGCAGCAAAACCAAGCAACAAGGACGUUUUGGUAUUCUUCUUGGCUCCAGCAGGUGGAACUAGGUGGCUGCUUGGAAUAAGUCUAAUGUAUUUCAUCAUUUAAUAAGGGGUGGAAAGGGAAGCUGUCAGAAGGCUUCAGGAGAGCUAGCAUUCAAUUAAUGACAUGUCAGCAUUCCUCGGGUUCUCUCAGCAUAAUACAGUUUACAUAAACCUCAAGUACAUAAAGAUACAUAAACAUGUAGCUUAGUAUCCUACAAGUUUGUUUAACAUGCAGAAAUAAGUUUUGUCUACAAACAUCGUAACUUGAAUGUAACAAAACUGCUAUGGUGAUGCUAACAUUGAGCUUUCCUUCACAGAUGUAGUUCUAGAGGUGCUAGUCCUAGAUGGACAUUUGUUGUCUUGUGUGCUUACCUUGGGUCAUGUUUCCAGGACCUACUGUUUUCUGGAUUUGGGUUGUUUGGUAUUUUUAACUAUUUCUCUGGCUUUUAAGGUAAAUAGAGUGUAAUCAAAAAGAACACACAUUAAUGGAGUGCCUCUGUGGGGCAACAGUGAAGGGGCUCUGUGAAAAAGUUACCACUGGAGUUACUACUGACAGAAGUACUGUCUUGGCAAGUGUGAUUGCUGCUUGUAGAAGGCUUUUUUCUCAGCCUCCCAAAGGAUUUGAAAAAUAUUUUCCUGGUGGGAAGAAGUCUAAUGGAGUUAAAGGUACAGCUGGAGAAACAAAAGAAGCAAAGCAGGCCAGUGCCCGACAGCCCAGUGGGACUAGUAGUGGAGGAGGUGGCAGUGGUGGAAAAAAAGGUGGCAAGAAAGAAGAAACUAACUGGUGGACCAGAUUACAGAAGGGUGACAUUCCAUGGGAUGUCAGGGAGUUUCGGAUGUACGUAGUGGGAAGUUCUUUUUUCUGGACAAUGGUGGUAUAUUACUUCUUCUUCAGGGUCCCUGGAAGAGAAAUCACAUGGAAAGACUUUGUCAAUAACUACCUUUCUAAAGGAGUGGUGGACAGACUUGAAGUUGUGAACAAGCGCUUCGUUAGAGUGAUCUUUGUUUCAGGAAAGUCUCCUCAUGAAUGGCAGUACGUCUGGUUUAAUAUUGGUAGUGUGGACACUUUUGAACGGAAUCUUGAAGCCGUGCAGCAAGAUCUGGGAAUAGAAGUGGAGAACAGAUUGCCUGUAGUCUAUUCAACAGAGAGUGAUGGGUCAUUUCUCCUGAGCUUGCUGCCUACAAUCCUGAUUAUUGGUUCUUUACUGUACACGUUAAGAAGAGGUCCUGCAGGCUUAGGUCGAACAGGGCGUGGAAUGGGUGGACUUUUCAGUGUGGGUGAAACCACGGCGAAGGUCCUUAAGGAUGAAAUAGAUGUUAAAUUCAAAGAUGUAGCUGGCUGUGAAGAGGCCAAAUUAGAGAUCAUGGAGUUUGUUAACUUUCUAAAAAAUCCCAAACAAUAUGAGGAUCUGGGAGCAAAAAUUCCAAAGGGGGCAAUUCUGACAGGUCCUCCAGGUACUGGGAAAACACUGCUAGCUAAAGCUACAGCCGGAGAAGCUAAUGUACCAUUUAUCACAGUCAAUGGCUCGGAGUUCUUAGAGAUGUUUGUUGGUGUGGGUCCAGCUCGAGUUAGAGACUUAUUUGCUCUUGCUCGUAAAAACGCCCCCUGCAUUCUCUUCAUUGAUGAAAUAGAUGCAGUAGGAAGGAAAAGAGGAAGGGGCAACUUUGGAGGACAAAGUGAACAAGAGAACACGCUUAAUCAGCUUCUAGUAGAAAUGGAUGGAUUUAAUACAACCACAAAUGUAGUAAUUUUGGCAGGUACUAACAGGCCAGAUAUUUUAGACCCUGCUCUGAUGAGACCAGGACGCUUUGACAGGCAGAUUUACAUUGGACCCCCAGAUAUAAAAGGAAGAGCAUCUAUUUUCAAAGUUCACCUUAGACCUCUGAAGUUAGACACAGUCUUAAAUAAAGAUAAUCUAGCAAGAAAGCUUGCAUCGCUAACACCUGGUUUUUCUGGUGCUGAUAUUGCUAAUGUUUGUAAUGAAGCUGCUUUAAUUGCUGCAAGGCACCUCUCAGACGCCAUAAACCAAAAGCACUUUGAGCAGGCAAUUGAAAGAGUUAUUGGCGGUUUGGAAAAGAAAACUCAAGUACUACAACCAGAGGAGAAAAAGACAGUAGCAUAUCAUGAGGCGGGGCAUGCAGUUGCAGGGUGGUUUCUGGAACAUGCUGAUCCACUCUUGAAGGUAUCUAUAAUCCCACGUGGUAAAGGCCUGGGUUAUGCCCAGUAUUUACCCAAGGAACAGUAUCUUUAUACCAAAGAGCAGCUACUUGACAGAAUGUGCAUGACUCUUGGGGGCCGGGUGUCUGAGCAAAUCUUCUUUGGAAGAAUUACAACUGGUGCCCAAGAUGACUUGAAGAAGGUGACCCAGAGUGCGUAUGCUCAGAUUGUUCAGUUUGGCAUGAAUGAAAAAGUGGGGCAGAUUUCUUUUGACCUCCCUCGCCAAGGAGACAUGGUAUUAGAGAAACCUUACAGUGAGGCAACUGCCAGAUUGAUAGACGAAGAAGUGCGGUCACUAAUUAACAUUGCGUAUGAGAGAACACUAACUCUUCUGACUGAGAAGAAAGCCGAAGUGGAGAAGGUUGCCCUACGACUACUGGAGAAAGAAGUACUUGAUAAAAGCGAUAUGUUAGACUUGCUUGGGCCAAGACCGUUUGCAGAAAAGUCUACUUAUGAAGAAUUUGUUGAAGGCACAGGAAGUCUGGAUGAGGAUACCUCACUACCAGAAGGCCUUAAAGACUGGAACAAAGAGCGUGAGAAAGAGAAAGAGGAGACAGCAGAUGAACAGGUUGCUAGGCAGAUCAAAGGAGGGAUGCCGUUUUAACUGCAAAGUGUGUGGUGAUGUUGACUUACACUCUGGAACAGAAACAGACUCACCUAGUCUGUACUUAAAAAAAAAAAAAAAAAGAAAGUAUUUAUUCAACCAAACUGUAUUAGGGAUGGGUGGAAGAGUGAUCUCUUGCGAUGGGAUAAGGAUAUUCUGCUCCGAAUUUCCAUAUGUGAUACCAUCAGUUCACUGGUAAAAGAUGAUCAUCUAUCAUGUGUCAGCUGAAGAACCAUACGUUGGAUUUGAGCUGCAGUUGAAUGCCAGAACUGAGCCUCUCCAACUUUGAAACAAUUCAGAUUCAUGCACAAACUCUGUGGCACUGGUCUCUUCUGUUUUAAAAUGUAUGAAGCUUACAAAAAUUAAUGUUUUCUUUGAUUAUUUAUCUAAAGUAUACUUGUAUGUGACCUGUUUCCAAAACAAAGAAUCAUACAAAAUGCAUUGUUGAAUACUUAGCCAAAAGUCUGGUCUUACGAAGUACAAGCUUUGCAAAACUAUCAGCUCUUUUAUCUGACCAUUUUCCCCUCCCACAUUUCACUUUGAUUUUAGAAAGAGUUUGUCUACAGAGAACUGCCAUGUAAGUUGACAAAGAAACUGGAAGCCCACUUAAAUACCUUCAAAUGUACUCAUGGUUCAGUGUCUUUAAGUGAAGUCUGAAGCUCAGUUGGCUCCUGCAGUUUUAUUAGUUUUUUACAGAGUUCUGUAAGAUAUUGAAUAUAUGAAUGUGUUGUGUAAAUACAGUUUGACUCAAUAAAAUCAGUACUUUUCUGAACAAA